Cordyceps militaris CM01 is the source of this 1647-nucleotide messenger RNA. Its product is annotated as adenylosuccinate synthetase. Gene Ontology annotation, molecular function: GTP binding; adenylosuccinate synthase activity. Gene Ontology annotation, biological process: IMP metabolic process; 'de novo' AMP biosynthetic process. Gene Ontology annotation, cellular component: cytoplasm. The transcript is spliced from 6 exons. Bases 1 to 1647 code for a protein of 548 amino acids. The record is from RefSeq and is a predicted model, not a curated record. NCBI's taxonomy places the organism in Eukaryota, Fungi, Ascomycota, Sordariomycetes, Hypocreales, Cordycipitaceae.
AUGUCCACUACAAUCAUUAUUGGAUCCCAAUGGGGUGAUGAAGGCAAGGGAAAGCUCACAGACAUAUUCUGCUCCCAGGCCGAUGUUGUUGCUCGUGCCGCCGGUGGGCACAACGCCGGUCAUGUUGUCCAGGCCAACGGCAUCUAUCACAACUUUCGCCUCCUCCCCUCUGGCCUGAUGGUGCCCAAGUGCCAAGCCCUCAUCGGCACCGGCGUCGUCUUCCAUUUCCCCACCUUCUUCCAGGAGCUCGCCGACAUCCAAGAGGAGGGCAUCAAGGACGCGGGCGAGCGCGUCUUUGUGUCGGACCGGUGCCAUGUCAACUUUGACCUGCACGGCGCCGUCGACGCCGCCCAGGAAGAAGAGCUGGCGGGCAAGGCCGUCGGCUCCAUGCGACGCGGCAUCGGCCCCUGCUACAGCACAAAGGCCAUCCGGAGCGGCAUCCGCAUCGCUGAGAUUUUCAACGAGGCGCGGUUCGAGGAGAAGCUGCGCCGGCUGGCCGCCGGGUACCAGAAGCGGUUUGGGGGCCUCCUAAAGUACGACGUGGAAGACGAGAUUGCCCGGUUCAAGGAGUACCGCGUGGCGAUUCAGAAAUAUGUCGUCGAUGGCGUGCUGUUCAUGGCCCGGGCUAAGGAGCGAGGUGCCAAUAUCGUCGUCGAGGGGAGCCAGGCUAUCCUGCUGGACGUGGACUAUGGCACGUACCCCCACGUUACAAGCUCAAGCACCGGCUUGGGUGGCGCGAUUUCUGGUCUUGGUCUAGGCAUCAGAGACAUCAAGGAGGUUAUUGGUGUCACAAAAGCAUACAACACUCGCCUCGGUCUGGGAGGCUUCCCAACAGAGGACGCUGGCGAGGUUGGACAGCAGCUGCAAAAGCUGGGCGGCGAGUACGCUGCGGUGAUUAAGCAGAAAUUAAGAUGCGGAUGGCUUGACCUCGUCGCUUUGCGCUAUUCCUGCAUGAUUAACAACUACGACAGCAUCCAGCUCAGCAAGCUCGACGUGCUCGACACGUUUGAGAGGAUCAAGGUCGGCAUCGCGUACCGGGACCGGGACACGGGAGCAGAGAUGCCCUCGUUCCCGGCGGACCACGACGUGCUCGAGCGCGUCGAGGUCGUCUACGAGGAGCUGCCGGGCUGGAACACGAGCAUUGCCAAGCGGCGCGAGUGGGCCGAGCUGCCGACCGAGGCGCAGAAGUAUGUCGAGUACAUUGAGCGGUUUAUCGGCGUCAAGGCAAAUCAAGUGGAUUGGAACGGGUGCUCAGCGAGAGGACAUUAUUACGCGGGCCUGAUCUACAUUCCUGGUUCGCGGAUGAAGAGGGUGGCUUGGCCGUGCCGGAGCUGCGAGGCCAUCCUGUGCCGUCCGCUCCUCGUCUCGGCGCAGCGCGUGAGCACAACCUGGCGCGCCCUCAUCACCACAUCACCAGCGCUGCAGCCGAGACUGUUCUUCUUGCCCGUGCCCGGUGACGAUGCACGCCCCAGCGUAGCGAUGGCCGUUGCCGACGACGGAAGCGGCACCGCCGAGGACGAGAUCUGGGCGCUUCCACCGCGGCGCACGCAGAACCCGCUCCUCGUCUGGUGCUUUUCGCCGUGCUUCUUCGAGACGCACGACAAGGCGUAUUUCUGCCAGGCAAAACACCGGACUCGCGUGCCAUGA